UGAACAUCUUGCCCACGUCAAAGAAGAAACGCUCGCGCAGCUGUAGGAACCGUAUUUAUUUAUUUAUUAUGUCUCACUGUUUGUUGCCUCUCGUUAAAUUUUCGUGGCUUCGAACCUCUUGAGACCACAAAAGGAGACCAGUGGAGCCCAGCAAGAGGAGCCGAAUAGAGUCGGAUAACCCAGCAGAUCCUUGACCCAGCCAGUCUUCUGCUUCAGUCAAUUGGAGAAUCGAAUCCACUUUUACUCGAUCAUCAGAUUCAAUCAUUACUCACAAUGAGACUCUCCAUGAAUUCUCUGCUUCUACUCUGUCUUCUGCUGGCACUCUCAAGCCAUUCCGCAGAGGCUAGUAAGUCGGUCGGUAGAAGGUUAGAAGAAACACAAGACGAAGAAGAACUAAUGAUGGAAGAAGAUUUUGGAGAAGACCAACUGGUGGUCAUUCCCGUUCCGGCUACUGCUUCCCUCCACGAUGACACUCCCUCAGCUCCCGUGCCUGUGGUUCCGGUGCCCACUCCACCACCUGGAAAUCGCACGCAGCAUCCUACCACACCCUCUCCCACGAUCACACCCGACGAUUUCAACACCACGGCUCCCACUACGGUAGCUCCUACUUCCGUGGCUCCUACUCCCGCACCUUCCCACAAGAAUGAGACUCCCGCCCCCACACACGACACUGCCCCACCCACAGCUGCUCCCACGGCUGCUCCCACUACAGCUGCUACUGGACUUUCCUUUUUUCGCAUGAUGGGAAAAAUGAUUGCCUGGUGCAUCCUCCUAGGAUUGGGUGUGUUGUUGUAUGGAUUUUGCAUUCAACACCAAUAUCAAAUUGCCUAUUAUGCACGCCACUGCGGACAUUGUCUGGUCGGUGUCAAUCAAUGGUUGCUGCAAAAAAUUCGGCCGUCCCACAAUUUGCAUUCCGGUUACGCCGCCAUGUACGCGUCGGAACGAAACGAUGCCCAAUCGUCGGCACUGCUCUUUGAUGCACCGGAUAAUUCAUUCUUUGGAAAUAAUAACAAUAAUGGUGACUAUCAUGACGGUGGUUUCGUCAUGGGACAACAUUCCAAUCAACAGUUUCAAAGUAUGGGAUAGAAGUCAAACAAACAAACAAGCAACAACAAUUGUAUCUGUACAUUCUCAAAAGCGUGAGGUAGAAAAGCGAAAGUGAACCUUGUAGAAUUGAUUUUUAAUACAGUCGGUGUGCAGGCGCCAUUUUUUAGAAUCAUUCAUUCAUUCAUACAAUUCAAUUAAUCUGCGGCG
This is a messenger RNA of Seminavis robusta, 1254 nucleotides long. The record is from the annotation of a GenBank genome assembly. Lineage: Eukaryota; Bacillariophyta; Bacillariophyceae; Naviculales; Naviculaceae.